Messenger RNA from Gongylonema pulchrum, 900 nucleotides. The record is from the annotation of a GenBank genome assembly. NCBI's taxonomy places the organism in Eukaryota, Metazoa, Nematoda, Chromadorea, Rhabditida, Gongylonematidae.
AUGGGUCUGUGCAAGUGCCCGAAGAAGAAGGUCACAAAUCUGUUCUGUUUCGAGCAUCGUUGUGUGGUGCAGAGCUACCUGUCCUGGCUGGCCGACAGCGACUACGACACCAGCUGUGCACUGUGCGCAGCGCCGUUCGAGUGCAAGGAGACUGUUCGCCUGAAAUAUCUGUUUCACUGGGAGUGUCUGGAUGCGUGGGCGCGUCGACUGCCGGCCAAUACUGCGCCAGCGGGAUACAAGUGCCAGCAGUGCCAGGACUGCAUAUUUCCAGCGCCGAAUCAAACAUCACCGACCAUUGAGCGUCUACGGUCAAUGCUGCAGCAAGCAAACUGGGCUCGUGCCGGCCUCGGCCUUUCUCUGUUGCCGGAGCCGCUGGAUCACUUGCAUUCUCCGACCUCGUUUACCUCGUCCACAACGACAGCACCGUUCAGCGAGCAACAGACCUGUAUGAGUGCUGAGGCGGUUUUGCAUAAGGCCAAUUUCAGUGCUAAUACAGCAACUGUAGUAGACGUUGAAAACGAUUACAUCAAGCGUGAGCAACAAAAUCAGUUUACUUCUCGAAAGUUAACAGCAGUGGGCGAUGUUGGGUACGUGAGUGCCAACUCCAUGCUGCUUUCUCGGGACCGCGAUGAGGACCUUCCGGAGAACAAAUAUAAACGAAGAUCGGCGAGUGAAUGGUUCAGUCGCUGGUUUAGGUCGCGCUAUGGCAGACGUUCCGCGUUUGAUGUUCGCGCCCGAUGGAAAAAUGGCAUUUUUUACGUAAUACUCUGUGUUGUGCUUGUGAUGACAGUAUUCACAGUGUUAUCACGAGUACUGACCAGACCAUCGGAGGACGAUCCAAGUUUGGACCUUCUCGCAAAUCCGGACAUUCGCAUUGCUCUUCCAGAGCACAGCCAAUAA